ACUAAAAACCACAGAAGAAGAAUCUUCCUCUAUGUAAACAACGCUGACAAUGGAGGGACAGGCUGGUAAUAUGUCCUAACCAGAGGGAUGUCUUCAAAGUGAGCAAACAUAGGGCCGACCCCGCUUCUUUAGGCAUUAACCUUAAAAGCGGCCAGCAUGGAGGAGUCAUGGGACUUUGAGUUCCUUUCCCGCAUCGCUGACGGCUGCCUGUCGUUCCUCUCCGAGUUCGUGGACGACUGGCUCGCCAACGACAUGAGGGUCUCCAUUUUCAAAAUCCUGCUCAGCUGGCUGAUCUUCAGCCUCGUCGCGAUCCACUUCGCGUGGAAGGUCUACGGGAGCACAGUGAACGACAUGUAUUACCGACAAGGGGCUGGACAGAACGGAGGAACCCCCGAGGCAGCGGCUCACCUCAGCGGAUGGGAGAGUAAAGCUGGAGAUCCUCUGAAGAGCCACCGGGAUUAAGAGGACAUCUGGGCUGGAUGUUUCCACGUCAGAGAUGCUGAAUGAACAGGAGCAUUUUUGAUUAUUUUGUGGAUAUGAACAGCUAUCAGGUUUUUUUUUUUUCCAGCACUGGUUUCUCUGCAGGACACGUUCUCCGCUGGAAGGAAUCAAAUCAAUUGUGUUGUCAGAGUGGAUCACUUGUGGUUUGAGUUAGUGCCAUAUUCAUAAAACAUAUUUUAUGAAUAUGUUUGGGAUUAGUGGAGCUGGAUGAGCAGUGACGGUAUAUGCUGUGUGUAAAUAGUUAUGGCAAGAAUACUACGAAGCAAAAGAUGUGUGUGGCCAGUUUUAUUUAUACAAUUUGAUAAAUAAAUUCUCCUGUGUAAAUCAUUGUUUUAUUGUGUUUAACAACCGUCCAGAUUUUUACUCUCUUGCAACUUACUCUGUUUCACGUUUUGUUGCGUCACGACAAACCUCUAUGUAUGCUAUUAGAAUCUCAUAUAACAUAAAUGAGUGUGUAGUUACAAACGUGAAGGAAAAAAAAAAAAAAAUAUAUAUAUAUAUAUAUAUUGACAAAAUUUCUGCCUCCCUGAGCCAGAACUUUCUAAAGUCCUCAUUUGGUGCAGAUAUGGCUGGUUAUGUCUCCUCCAGCUCCGUCAAUCUAAAGAAGAAAUUUUUACUCAUUAUUCUUGGUAAAAUAGUUUAAGUUCAGUCUAACUGGAUGGAAAGCAUCCAUGAGCAUCAAUUUAAAGUGUUUUCAAAGAUUCUGAAUUAGAUUUAUGCCUGGACUUUGACUGGGCCAUUCUAACACAUCCAUAUGUUUUGACCUGUAUUUGCGUCCAUACGUCUUCCCAUUGACUGAGCAGCUUUCCUGUCCACGCUGAAGAAAAGCAUCCCCACAACAUGAUGCUGCCACCGCCAUGUUUCAAUACAUGGAUAUUAUGGUCAUGUGUAUUGUUAGAUUUCUACCACAUGGAGCAUUUUCUAUGUUAAUUAACUAUAAUCUCGUCUGACCUGUGCACCUUCUUGAUGUUGGUCAUGUCCUCUGUGUGACUUGUGGAAAACUUUAAACUGGACUUAGUCCAGUUUAAAGUCUUGCAACUCUGAUUAAAAGCAGAUUUGCAGAGGACACAGGGGAUUGUUGUCCUGUCCAGGUUGUUUUAUAACCUAAUGUAGGAAUGGAAGAUAUUGGGGAAAAAAGCAUAUCAAUAGAAAUCAUAUUGAUCAAUAUCGAUAGUUAUUAACAAAUUCAAAACGUAUAUUUUAACUGCAGCCCUGGCCAUUUUAUGCUGUUGCUUAGCAACCUAUUUUUAGAUACAGAACACGAACACUGAAUUCAAACUUGAACCUUUAUUGAACAAACUUUUUCCGAAAGGUUUUUAAAAGAUAAAAAAGUGAUCUCUGAACUCUGAUGGUGACGGAGCAUUCCUGGGUCUGCGUUGUGAUUGUUUGGGAAGAUAUAAUGACAUGUCUAGAAUGGAAAAGGAAGGAAAACUUUUUAUUGACCCUUUUUUUCUCCCAUUGAUGUACGCCUAUCGAUCAAAAUUGAAUUAUCAUCCAGCCCUAACCUAACGCUGUGUUGCUUGAUCUUCAUGAUGCUUUUUGUUCACUGAUUUUCUCUAACAAACAUCUGAGGCCUUCAGAGAACCGUUGGAUUUAGACUGAGAGUAAAGAAUUCAGAGGUGGAUUGGAUCCUAUUAACUAAUGAGAUGACUUCUAAAAAAAUUGUUUGCACUGGAUUUUAUUUAGAAGUAUCAAAGCAAAGAUGCCUGAAUACAGUCACUUAAAUCUUCAGAUGUUUACUAUUUAAACAAAUUUCAAAGCAUUCAUUCUUUUUUUUCACUGUAUGAUUUUGCACUGCUUGGUAUUUGUGACAUACAAUUCCAAUAAAAUACACAGGUAUUAUAAUAUGAAAGAAAUUGAAGAUGAUAAAGUGGAGUAAAUAUUUUUGCAUGGCACUGUAUGUAAAUAGUUGAAUGCCAUUAUAAAUGCUACAGCUUGCAUUAAAUUAGUGAAGUGUUGUUGUUUUUUUACCCAGUCUUACAAGGCAGUUCAAUGGCCAAAGUUCCCAACCUGAUCAAAACAAAAAGUGUUUGGCAAAAUAUUAAACAAGUGCACAACCA
Messenger RNA from Fundulus heteroclitus (mummichog), 2561 nucleotides. RefSeq names its product T cell leukemia translocation altered (gene tcta). NCBI's taxonomy places the organism in Eukaryota, Metazoa, Chordata, Actinopteri, Cyprinodontiformes, Fundulidae. The record is from RefSeq and is a predicted model, not a curated record. Bases 157 to 462 code for a protein of 101 amino acids. The transcript is spliced from 3 exons.